UAUUGUUUGUUGUUGUUUUGUUUUGUUUUGUUUUGUUUUAUUUUGUUUUAUUUUUGUUUAGUUUUUUCCUCCUUAAUGCAAUUUGCCAUACAUCUAAUCAAAUGUAAAUUGUUUUCUAAAUUUCUCCUGUCUUCUAGCAAUUCCGAAUUCGUAGUAUAUUUAUUUAUUUAUUUAUUUUGUGUGUUUAUUAUUAUUAUUUUUUUUUUUUUUUUUUUUUUUUUUUACUUUUUUUUUUUGUUGUUGUUGUAAUUAUUAUUUUUUAAAUUAUUAUUAUGCCAUCGUUACAGAAAAGUAACACCCCUAUCUCACCUAUUGACUUGGUUGAAGCAAGACGUCUAAGUUCGAUGGCUUAUUUCAUUCUACCCAGGAUGAAAACUAGAAGACCCGAUUGGAUUAUAAUAAUGUUAGUUAUUCUGGCAGUAAUAGUCGAUAAAGUGACGCCAACAUUCAAUUGCAGACGACAUAGCAUCACGUGCGCCAAUUCUGGCACGUGCGGCUCAGAUGGUCAGUGCCACAGCUGUCCGGGUUACCAAGGUUACGACUGUCAGCUUCCUUUGGCGUACAUUGGAAAGAACGACUGCGUGGGUAGCAACCACUGUCGUAACGCUGCCAUCUGUUAUGACGACACUGAUGACAACGACAUCACUAAAGUGAAGUGUCACUGUCUGCCGCAACACACGGGAGAUCGGUGCAGUCAGGCGCGCUUCACUGUGACGUGCACCAAUAUCCAGAUGGACAUCUCUAUAAUUCCCUACUCUGCUACCGCCGCUGUAUACGGGAAAGACAAGAAAGGGUCAUGUGACCUGACAGAGGCUUCAGGGGUGUGGACGAGGACGUCCAUCUUACACUCCACAGAUUCAGCGUGUGGGUCAGCCGACAUCACCCUGAGUCCUACAACCUUCGCUCGUCAGUUCAUCGUACAGGAUUUCAAUAACAGACUGUCUGACGCCGAUUUCGUCGUCACGGCUGUUUGUUCCCAAGAUAUUUCCAUAGGAACAGUCUCGACCUCUCCUUUUGAUGUGACUCCGUACAUUGGUGAAUUAGAAGUUCAGUUGGAAUCUGGUGACGUCACGCUGUCCAGUGUUGACCCAGUUGGAUCGGUUCGGCAAAUAGGUGACCUUGUGACUUUAACCUUCACCGGAAAUGACGGUUUGGAGGAAAUUCUGCUGGAUUCAAUAGUUGCCAGUGACAACCAGGAUGGGGGAUCCACAGAAACACUGAUUUCAGCAGGAUGUCGAACGACUGGGAAGGAAGCAAUAGUUGCCACCAAUCCUGCUCAUCCUGAAGCCGACAAAACGAUCGUCGAGGUCAAACUGCGUCUGUUCCUUUUUAACUCCGGCCCUUCUCUGAAGCUCACCUUCACGUUCAAGACGUGUCUCACUGGAAACACGGUGGAUUGUGCUGCUAUGUCAUGUUCGAGGAAAAGAAAACGAGACGUUGCAAGUUCAGCAGCAUCAAACAACACAAAGAGUGUUAUUGACGUCGUCUUUACAACCAAGGAAGCGGUCAGAUCAAACACAGAAUCGUCUGAUGAAAACCGCCAUUGUGAGGACUGUGAUGACGUCAUACUUCCGGUUGUGACGGGAGGAGCAGCGUGUUUUGUUGGAUUACUAGUUCUGGGUCUAGUGCUGGUGGCUGUUAAACGAUGGCGCCACAAAUACUCAAAAGACAGCCAUAUCGCACGUGACUCUGAACGUCACGUAAUACAAAUAGCCCAAUAGUCUAGCAUAAUAAGCCAACUCACGAACUGAGACAAUAGUGAUAUUAGGCUACAAACAAAACAAAACAUUCCACCCCAUAAUAAAUGAUAUUAUUUUGCGCUCUCAUGUAAGUUCCUUUUGGAGCAAAUCAAUCUUGUUAACAUUUUCUAAAAGAUUUUUUUAUAAAAGUAGAUGAGAUGUGUUUCAAUACAUUAAAAAUGUGGAAAGUAUAUUUAAUCCUUAUUUUGAAUUAUUAGACAAGUAUUCUAACAGAUCUAGGCAAUACACAUAUACAAUGUGA
Gigantopelta aegis is the source of this 2001-nucleotide messenger RNA. RefSeq lists its product as uncharacterized. The record is from RefSeq and is a predicted model, not a curated record. The transcript is spliced from 11 exons. NCBI's taxonomy places the organism in Eukaryota, Metazoa, Mollusca, Gastropoda, Neomphalida, Peltospiridae. The coding region runs from base 273 to 1721 and encodes 482 amino acids.